AUGGACCUCGAGGAGGCCUCACGGAAGGCCGUGGCGGAGGACGAGGAGGAACAACAGCAGCAAGCGAAGGCAAGGAUAGCAGCACGUGAUGGCCCUUAUCCUUCGCUCUGCUUCGCUUAUUCUCCCCCAAUAUUCCCUGACGCUUCGGGUUCAAUGAAGCGGAAGGCAAGCACCUACCCCGAGGACGAGCAGGCAGAAGACGGCCACGACGGCGGUGAGGAGGCGGAUGACGACACGUACGACGAGUUCAGCGACAAGGAUCUUCUGCAGUCCGUUCCCUUUGCGAAUGACGCUGCUGUGCUGCCACCAUUUGGUCAGCUGAGCCCACCGACAUCCGUGCCCACUGGCAUUACUGCUGCUGCUACAGCCAUGCAGAGCUCCUCUUCUCCGCGUCCUGCUACUGAUUCGGCCACUGCCGCGACUCUAGCCUCUCCGCCCCCGCUCUUGGCGUCUCCGCGGGGCGUACUCGAGUUUCCUCCUCUGGGCAUCGCCAGCUUUCUGCUCCGUGGCGACGACGGGCGAGUGCGUUGGGUGACGGCCACUGGUGGUACUGCUGCAUCUGCAAUGCGGAAAUCAGGUGCGCAGGCCCCACAAGCCAUAGGUCACUCGCGCCCGAACGAGGUGGUGAACAGUGAGGCCAGUGACAAGGAGGAUGACGCUGUCGGCGUGCAUGAAAAUGGCGGGACGGCAACGCUUAGCAGCAGCGGCGUAGCCAUGGUACUGAGUGAGGGGGACGAGGAUGACAUGUCCUGCAUGACACCGUCAUCUAUGCACAGUGGGGCGAGCAACCCAACAGGCUUUCUGCGCGACGGCGUCAAGGUGCGAGCGAUGCUGCGCGACAUCUACGCUGAGGAGGCGAAGCGGCAGCAACGUCAAGUGGAGGAGGAGGAACAGGAGCGGCCGAAUGCGCAGCGGGCAGCAGCAGGCCUGGGUCGCAGCAAGGUGGAGGCGUUCGGUGAAGGUGACGAGGUACUGGAUGACGAGGAGAGAGAGCGGCGGUGGCUCGUUGGGCCGGCACGUCAAUGCCGCACGGCCGCUGCAGGCGCUUUUCCGCGCCAUCGGCCGCAUUCUACUUCCUCGAACGGGGAGCUGUGGGUCACCAAGUACAGCCCCAAACUGUUCCGCGAAGUGCUCAGUGAUGAGACCAUUAACCUUCGGCUCCUGCAGUGGCUCAAGUCGUGGGAUGCUUAUGUGUUCCCCGAUGAGGCGCUGUCGGCAGCAAAGGGCGUAUCGACAUUAACUGCUGGUGAUGUAGCCACACCUUCACCGCCAGCGGAGCGCAUCGCUGUCUUGACCGGACCGCCUGGAGUUGGCAAGACGACACUUGUCCACGUCCUCGCCGCGCACUGUGGCUACGAGGUGAUCGAAGUGAACGCGAGUGUUGAGCGGACAGCAUCACGACUGGAGGCAAUCAUCAAGACGGCGGUGUCCGCGGCUGGGCCGGCUCCUGGAGGCCGCGUUCGUCGCCCAACGGCGUCCUCGGCUGUUGUUGGGGCGCAGGUCUCCGCUCUCGAUCACCGUGCACCUCUUGGCGAUGAGGCGGGUUACCGUGGUGCCGCUUUAGAUGCUGAAACGGCGGCAGCGUCGUCCUGGUCGCACACUUCUUCCUCUCUGGUGCAUCACUUGCUUCGUCCCAAGUGCCUUGUCAUUGAUGAGAUGGACGGCAUCGCCAGCAGCAGUGUGGCCACGUACCUCAUCCAGCAGCAGCUGCACCGGCCGGUAUUCUGUCUCUGCAACGACUUAUUCGUGCCAUCCCUGCGGCCACUGCGGCAGCGCUGCUCCCACGUGUACUACAUGCCACCCAUUCAUCCGCAGCGACUACUCGCACGGCUAGAAGAGAUCGCGCGGCGAGAGGGCGCGGUCAUGUUCGACUCGUUGGCCCUGUCGGAGCUCAUCAAGACCAGCGGCGGUGAUGUGCGGAGCUGCCUGAAUGCGAUGCAGUUUAUCAACAGUAUUGUACACCAGCAACAGCAGCGGCAGCUCGAGACAGGCACUGGUGCGUCCUCCUCUGCUACUGCUGAACCCGUCGUCACGGCGCCGUCGCGGCACACCGUCAUGGAGCUCAUUCGGCGCAUGCAGGGAAAGGAUGCCCGGGCCGCACUGCGUGACAGCUGGCAGCUGCUCUUUAUCCGACCCGAGCGUAACAAGGCGGUACAGUUGCUGAAGCAGGAGUUUGGAAUGGAUUACGAGGCCUUCGUUGAGGCAGCAGCAGCCCAGCACAACCGCAAUGUUGUCCCUGCGCGGCGUGCGCUUGAGCGAGAGAGGGCGAUCGGCGCGCCGGCGGGCGAGGGCUCUGCCGCUACACGGACGGAAAAGAUAAGAGGCGUCGAUGAUGCGUCAGCGUGUGCAGCGACCCAGCCAGUGGCCGUGGGUUUCCGUGUCGAUCCCGGUUACCUGUACGCUGCUCAGAAGCUCUCUCGCUGCUCUGACAACAGCAGCCUGGUGGACGGACUCCAGGAGAACUACCUGAACCGUGCCUACACUGAUUACACCUUCUCCCGCACCAGCGCCACUGCUGACAGCUUCUCGCAGCAGGACAUGACGGUUGCGGCAGCCUUUCAGCAUCCGGAGCUGAUGGGGAUGGCGGAGCGGCUGUUUCAAGUGUCUGCGCUGACGUGUUACGUACACUGCAGCACCGCUGCGCGUGGGGGCCGCAUCGAGUUCCCUCGCGAGCAGGCCACGCUGCGCCGCUUGCAGUCGGAGUCGAAGCAUGUCGUCCAAGAAUUCUGUGAAGGGUGCCGCCCGUACUCCUCUACAUUCCUUGGUGGCGACGAGGUCAUAAGCACCGACGUGGUGCCUAUGCUACUGCGGUGCCUGUUCGACCGAUCGCUGCGUUUGCCUGCGCACGCCAUUUCCUCUUUCAGCCGACUACCGCCGGCGGAUCAGCGGCUGCUGCAGGCGUCUGUGGCCCGCCACGUUGAGUACGGUCUGAACUACCAGAGGGACCGGCAGUACACCCCCUCACCCGCCGUUGCUCCUGCUGGGGCGUCGCUCAGUCCAUUCGGCUCGCUGACCUCAGCGAGUGUUGAGGAUGAGGCGCCGUGGCGACUGACCCCGGAGUUGGACAAACUUCUUGCAGGCGUGGUGCGUCCAGUGGAGCACGCGCUUGGCAGAAGCGGCAGUGUUGACCACCGUGGCUUUUUCUUCUCUUCACGCUCGUCACGCUUUGGUGGGAACGGCGCUGACCCGCGCGGCAGUCGCAGCCUUCCCGCAUUACCGUUUUCUGCCAGGGUGAAGGGCGGGACUGACUCUCUGACCUAUGCAACGGGCUCAGGUGGUGGUGGUUGCAGUGGGACGGCGAGCUCACCAUCGUUGGCAUCCGUGAUGAUGCCGAUGCGUAGCGAGGUGCGGCAGAUUCUUUUUGGUGAGAUCCAUCAGUAUCGCAUCAUGCAGUCCAUGGAGCUCCUGAAGCGUUCGUCACAGCAACCGGCAAUGCAGGAGCUUCGAUUAGCCGAGUCGACAACCGGCGCUCCUGAGCGAGGCGCGAAGCGGCAGCGCGCUGAAAGUGAUGUCUCCGCCUCCACAGCCUCCUUAGAUCUCGUCCGCAGAGGCGAUGUUACCGUGAGUGGUGGUGUGCACCACGUUGAGCAUGUGACAGCGGCAAGCGGGGCAGGGGAGCUGGAUGCACCUGCCGUUAAGUGUCCACGAACAGACGAGGCCAGCACCGUGCCAGUAGCUGUGACCGCCACCGACACGGUACGGCGCGACUUCUUUGGCCGUCCAUUGCCCAGCACUGAUGCAGCACAGGCAGCGACAGCAUGGACUGGCAGCACCGCGCGAAACGACGGUCAUACUGGUGGCAACCGUCGCAGCACCAGCGCCACCGGUGCCACCAUGUCAUCGUCGUCCCUGACUCCUCUGUUAUCUGGAGACGCAGGCAAGGGUCGCUUUCCGCGUCCGCAUUCUCCUCAUCGACCCAUCGUGAGGGCAUUUGUGCGCUACGUGUACCAGGACGGCUCCACGAACGCUGUCAAGAUACCGGCGACGCUCGCUGAUUUUUAG
This is a messenger RNA of Leishmania braziliensis MHOM/BR/75/M2904, 4002 nucleotides long. RefSeq lists its product as hypothetical. The record is from RefSeq and is a predicted model, not a curated record. Lineage: Eukaryota; Euglenozoa; Kinetoplastea; Trypanosomatida; Trypanosomatidae. The transcript has a single exon. Gene Ontology annotation, molecular function: ATP binding; ATP hydrolysis activity; DNA binding. Gene Ontology annotation, cellular component: nucleus. Bases 1 to 4002 code for a protein of 1333 amino acids.